Messenger RNA from Colletotrichum truncatum, 2139 nucleotides. NCBI's taxonomy places the organism in Eukaryota, Fungi, Ascomycota, Sordariomycetes, Glomerellales, Glomerellaceae. The record is from RefSeq and is a predicted model, not a curated record.
AUGUCUACGUCGUUGAGCAACUCAGAUAGAGCAAACCGAAGAUGUAACCGAGCAUGCGCCAGGUGUCGUGACAUGAAAGUUCGAUGCUCUGGGACAGUUCCAUGUUCAAGGUGCCAAAAGAAAAAAGAAAAGUGCUAUUUCAGACCUGAAGAAAAUCGGAUUACCGUUUCAGAAAGUUAUCUCAGAGCCUUGGAAACUCGCAGUAGUCACCAUAGAGAAGAUCCUAGGCGCUCGUUACGACAGCCCCUGCCACGGCGCCGCGGAAGCUCCACACAUGAUUUGAUAAUCUCUCCCCCACAAUCGACUGAGCCAUCCGGUCAAUCGAGUGAACAUCUUUCAAGAGUGAACGAUGACAUUGAUGAACACUAUGGUAACCGUGAUAACACGGGAGUAGACUUUCUCGGCUCUUGUCAUCCGCAUGACGAAAAUGAAGAGCAAACGGGGACUUCUUACCAAGCUUCCCCGACUGAGUUCAAAACAAAUCCCUUGGUAAGCAAUGGAGAGAGCUAUGCGCUUGAUCCACAUGGCAAAUAUUGGUUUAUGGGCCCGACAUCGUCUUGGGCAUUCUGUAGACGCGUUCUUGCAAUAAUCGGCAGCCGGAUGCCAGACCCCAAAGCCCCCAUCAACCCCUGGGACCUCGAAACAUUAAACCUAACAUGGAGUCCAGUUGGGCUGUACGAACAACCUAAUGUCGAUAAUCUGCCCUCUUACGACUAUGCCGUCUUUCUUUUGGCCACGGUCAAGUAUAACUUGGGCUUGUUUUACCAAAUUAUCGACCACGACAAGUUCCAACAACGAAUGGAGAGGCUAUAUGAAAACCCCGCUGCUGAAGCGAAAAGAUCUCGUUAUUGGUUUAGCCAGUUCUUGUUUGUUCUAGCAUUCGGAGAAGCUUUCAAUCAAGCAGGACGAUCAAAGUCUGUUCCAGGCAUUAGUUACGCGUCUCGAGCCAUGGCUCUCUUACCAGCCAUUGUUCCAAUGGAGAGGAACCCACUAGCAGCUGCCGAAGCUCUAUGCCUAGGGGCGUUAUAUCUUCAGGCCUUGGACCUGAGAUUGAUGUCGUUUCAGCUUGUAGGCCAAGCAUUGCGGAUCUGCGUCCUUGAUGGACUUCACAGGCAUAUGCCUCCAGAGCAAGUGGAGCCGCGGUAUGCCCAGCGAUGCAACACCGUUUUUUGGUCUGCAUACAUCAUUGACCGAGAAUUUUCAACAUUGGUUGGAGCCCCUACUUCUAUACGAGACGAAGAUGUUACGACAAAGCUCCCUUCGGAACUAAGUGAUACCCCCGAAGCUGCAGCACUAGAGCUACAUAUCCGUCUUUCCCGUCUGAUGGCAACAAUUCUGAACGGUGUCUAUGGCGUUGAUCGAAAUUUCGACGGAAGUUUGCUAAUAGAAACUCAGUCUGUUCUACACAAGCUUGCCGCUGUGUCAAAGCACUUGAACAGUUACAUGGAGACAAGUCUCCAAGGAGCUGACAUACGGACUUCUAAAAUUGCAACUAGUCUGAUUCUCUCCUAUCACCAUUGUGUUGUUCUGACUACUCGACCGUUGGUCAUGUGUGCCUUGCAACAGCGACUUGCCUCGACCGACAAUGAUACAUCCAUACCCAGUGGACCUAUUAGCUGUCUCCUAAAAACAUGUGUGUCGUCUGCCCUGAACACCCUCAAGGCGCUGAAAGCGCUAGGCGACAACAAUCUGCUAGAUUGCUUUCUUCCAUUUCAAUUAGAAAGUGCCUGGUCGUCCUCUUUUCUGCUCAAGCUCAUUGAAGCACUAUCACCUGACUUCAUAAGCGACCGAUCUUGGCUGGCAGCAGCAUCUUGCAUAUUUGAUACCAUGAUAUCGAGAGGAAGCCCGGCAGCAAGACUGAGGAAGCGCGAGUUUGAACACUUGGGGGAGAUCUUGACAUCGUUCAUGAGCUACGGCCGCCAAGAAAAUAUGGGGUUGACUGAAGGCGGGAUUAGUAGUAAAGAUGCUGAGACGGCAAAUGAACACAAUCCAGAAAGCCAUGGCGAUACUAAUUCCGUUGACGAGAUGUUGCAAUGGGGCCUUUUGGACAAUCAAGGGGGUUUCGCGCUGUCACCGACGGAGCUAAUGGAUCUCGCGGAAGAAUUGCAAUUAGCAGACUUUAUCGUUCAGGACGAAUAG